Messenger RNA from Bubalus bubalis (water buffalo), 9630 nucleotides. It is a transcript of the gene SOCS6, whose product is annotated as suppressor of cytokine signaling 6. The record is from RefSeq and is a predicted model, not a curated record. Gene Ontology annotation, molecular function: 1-phosphatidylinositol-3-kinase regulator activity. The coding region runs from base 4133 to 5707 and encodes 524 amino acids. Gene Ontology annotation, cellular component: phosphatidylinositol 3-kinase complex. Lineage: Eukaryota; Metazoa; Chordata; Mammalia; Artiodactyla; Bovidae. The transcript is spliced from 3 exons. Gene Ontology annotation, biological process: phosphatidylinositol phosphate biosynthetic process; protein ubiquitination; regulation of growth.
CGCGUGGGGACGCGCCGCCGGACCCUCGUGGCCGUGGGGACGGGGGUACUUGAGCCCGCCCCCGGGGUUGGGCCGGGCCGCGGCGUUCGGUUCGCUUCGCGGACACCUUGGUGCCUCCCUUCUGGGUCACAUCUAUUGACAUUUGUCCCGGGGCAGGUCCCGGCCCAGAACUUGGAACGUGUGCGGUCGUCUGCAGGCCAACUUCACAUUUAGUCGGCAUGUGGAAUUCGGGGUUCCCAGCCCCACUUUUUGGAACUCAGGGCCAGGUUCCCACCUGGGGGGCAUAUGGGGGCAGACCUUAGGCUUCCGGUAGAUAAUAAUGUUGGAUUCAGUUCCACGAAUGUUUUCUUGAAACGUCUGCCCUGGAAAAGACGACCUGCCACUUUACUGUGGAUGAGGAUGGAGAACGUAGUAAUCACAGUUAGAUGUGAAUGAGACACAAAAUGUUGCCUAAAUACGUUCUUCAUGGACUGCGGUCCUUGGCUGCACACAUGUCUGUCAUCAAACAAAAGUAAACUGCCCUCUCCUUUAAGAUGAAACGGCCGAGGUGUUCCCAGUCGCAGUAGGUGUGCAGUGAUCUUGACUUUUAUUUUUUUUUCCUUUUUCUGGUUAACGCAACAAAUAUCACAACAUGAAAUCUACUUAGCUUACUUGAAUGAAUGAAUGUUCAGUGGAAUAUGUAGUGCUGUGGGGAAUGUUUUAUUUAAAAACAUGAAUGGCGCUGUUUAUCGAGUUUCACAGAGAAAACCUGGAAACAGCCUGUGAUCUGCUUCCGGUGCUGUCUUAUUUCUCAGUAUUUCUGCAUCAGGUAGCAUGGAUAUGGUUAAGUUUCAGAGGCCACGCCUGCUCCAAGCAGAAUAUGUGACCAACCCUUUGGUUCUGACAGUGUCUCUCAUGGUUUCUUGUUGCCUUUGGCGAAGCUGUCAGACUGGCCUUGGACUUAACUGGGAUUCUUAGAAGAGCUCAGCUCACCUGUGACCUGGCAAGUACUUUCUACUGGUCUGGGUAGGAUCCCCCACCUUAUUCACCGGAACCUUGACCUUUUUGGGGCCUCCCUUCAGCAUCUCUUUUGAAGCACUUUUUCCCCUUAUGAUCUUUAAAUACCUCCUGAAUUGGUGGGAAGUACCUGGCACUGCCCCUUUCCCUUCUCUUAGUGGGAAGGUGGGCAAGCCUUAGACAUGGCCUCCCCAGGACCCAGGGGCACACACUUGGGUGUCACCUGACACCCUCCCCUGUAGCACCUUGCAGGGGAGUGACCAAGCAGAGGUUGGGGUGCCAUUGACCUGGGCUACAGCCAACCUGGGCUGGGCAGUGCCCUGGGAGGAAAACUCAGCUGUGCUGACUGGAUUCCUAAUCAUCUCAGGUUCCUUUUAAUGGCCCUCUUUUUAGGGAACAGAAGCAAGCAUCUUCUUAAAGCCUGUCUUGUUAGGUAACCGUCACUCUUUAGAGAAAAUUCUGGUAAUUUUCUCCCUUGUGAUCAGUUUUCAAGAAGCUGAUUUUUUUUUACUAGUAUUUUCUUUUAUUUGGCUCAUGGAAGUAAUCGUGUGAUCUUAUUUCAGAGUUAUUACGUAGCUUCACUGGUGGCUCAGGUGGUAAAGACUCUGCCUGCAAUGUGGGAGAUCCGGGUUUGAUCCCUGGGUCGGGAAGAUCCCCUGUAUAAGAAAAUGGCAACCCACUCCAGUGUUCUUGGCUGGGAAGUCCCAUGGACAGAGGAGUCUGGUGGGCUACAGUCCAUGGGAUCGCAAAGAGUUGGGCACAACCGAGCGACAAAUGCAGUACUCCAAAAAAAAGGAAACUGUCAGGAUCAUUUCUGAGUUUGUGUCAAUUACUGUUAUUAUUCACUCAUAAAUAUGCAGUCAUGCAAAAUGGGUCAUGCACACACACAAGAUACACACAAAUAUGUUGAAGUAUGAGGUCAGGUAUUCACCAAAUAUGUUGACGUGUGAGGCCUCCCUGGUGGCUCAGAUGGUAAAGAAUCUGCCCACAAUGCAGGAGACCUAGGUUCAAUCCCUGAGUUGGGGAGAUUCCCUGGAAAAGGGAAUGUCUACCCACUCCAGUAUUCUUGCCUGCAGAAUCCCAUGAACAGAGGAGACUGGCAGGCUGUAAUCCAUGGGGUUGCAAAGAGUUGGACAUGGCUGAGCAACUAACACACACACAUGGGGUCAGAUUCCCCAUGUUAGUUAUAAUCUGGUGUAACUAAUGGAUGUGUAUGCAUCUAUUUUAAUACUUAAAAAGGGCAGGUAGGUAAAUGACCUAGAGGUAAAAAGAUCGCCUUUUGCUGUUUUCUGCUUGUCGCAUCUUUUAUGGGAAACGAAGAUUGUCUAUUUUAGUUCUCCGCCCUCAUUCCUAACCUCUUCCACUUCUGGACAUGGCACAUCUGUGGUGUCCGGUUACUUUCAUAAAAUUGUGAAAGUCAUUUUGUAAGGGAGACAUUUAUAAUAUUAGUUGUCAUGAUAAGGGGAAACUUUCUUGUAUGACUAGCUUGAUUUAAAGAGUUAUCCAGGUAGUAAAAGAGAAACAACACUGGGACGUGUUCUAAAGUGUACUGAGAGUGAAAUUGUCAUUAGUGUUUUUAUGGUUAAUUUAUUAUGCUGCAUAACAUGUUGCUUUAUGUGUUAAGUAGGGAAGACUUUUAGACUAAGGGCACAUUUCACGUUAAACCGGAGUCAGGGUCGUCUUUGAUGAUUCAUACAGACUUUACAUAUACUUUGUGACAUUUGUCUUGGGUGACUGUCGGCCUUGUUGAUGUUUGAAGAAUAGACGUAGAAUAGUUGGAGAUAAGUCUCUGAGGAUUUCCACUCUCCCUUUGUACAUGGAGGAUGUUUUGGAGGUGUUAAGUCUUUAGUAGGGCUUGUAGGUUGCUAGCUUGUGACCUUGAAUACACUGUAUAUCCCCUCGGAGUUUUAUUCCUCAUUUGGGGCUAAGAUGGGGGUAAUAAUCCAUCUGACAGAGUUACUGUGAGUUCGCAGAUGUUUUGUGUAAAGUGACAUCCAAGCUGUUUACCAUUGUUACAAAUGUGACUUCUGCCCGACUCCUCAGUUGGUCUUGAAGAAUCUUCCCUCUGCCUCAGCACGGUCAUGGUCCAGCCCUUCUCUUCCUCGGCAUUCCAGGCUGCGUCUCAGUCCUCACCUUGAACAGGGCUGCUCUUCAGUGGCUCCUCCUGGGGUUGGUUCUUCCUCGGAUCGUAAUGCCAGGGUCACCGUCUCAGGGAAGCCUUCCCUGGCUCCGCUUCCUCAUAGCUCCUUCAGGAACCCCAUUUAUCAGUUCGUGUGUUUCUGAUCUAAGGUUCAUCACUGAAUUCCUUGGGGAGUGCCGGGGCUGUGGUCUUUCUCCUCUGCCCUCCUCACACUCAUCAUACUUCCUGUCCACUGAGUGGGGCCGUGGGGUGCAGAAAGUUCCUGUGGUUUCUACGUGGUUGUCCACACAGUAAAGGCAGAGGUGUGCUGCCUGGGUCUUGGACGUCUGUUGGUUUUUGUGUUUCUCUUCUUUACCCCUGGCUAUGCUGAUCUGCUCAGCUGGAUAAAUCAUAGCACUAAUAAGGCCUGAGUUCUUGAAACUCCAUGGCCUACAUAGCUGCACGUAGGGAGAGUCACCUCUACCUGUCGGGCUGAGGUGUUUGUCUGAAUUCACUCACACACCUGGCUGGCUGAUCCAUCUCAUCUGGAAUCACAGAUCCGCCCCAGGACACGUUUCCCUUGAAGUCGCCUUACAGAACUUGGUGGGAUGAGACUUCAGUUGUCUGGAACCUCUGGCACCCUCAGGAUGCAGCAAGAAGGAAAAACUCAUUUGGAAUUAGACCAGCCAGAGACCUAGGACAUCACACUUGGAGACUAUGUUUGGGGAGCGGUGGCUAUUCCAUUGUCCCGGGGAGCCGACUCUUGCGUAGUAGAGAGCAAGGAACGCAGAAGACGAGACCAAAUCUCUGCAGGCCUGGAAGCCGAAGCUGUCCGAGCGUCAGAAAACCCCUGCCGGCGUCACCAUGCCAUCCUGAAGUCUGCCACCAGACAGUGACUCUAGAGGGGAAUGAAGCUGGAAAAACGCAUGGAUGCAGCCUCGCCUGCAGCCUGCCCAGAUGUUCGCGGAUAAUCUCCCCGAGAGAAAUUGAGCCCCUCGGAUCAGGUAGCUCGUCAGAAUGAAGAAGAUCAGCCUUAAGACCUUCCGGAAAUCUUUCAAUUUGAGUAAGAGCAAAGAAGACGCGGAAUUCAUGGUCGUACAACAGCCAGCACUAGCCGGCGACUUUGGCAAAGAGGAGUCCUUGUUCGGGAGCUGCUACGGGAAGGAGAUGGCCGGCUGCGAGCUGCACGGCGAGGACGAAAAAGGCGGCGGCAAGAACCGGGCCAAGAGCGAGAGCCUCAUGGGCACGCUGAAGAGGCGGCUGAGCGCCAAGCAGAAGGCCAAGGGCAAGGGUGGCGCGGCGGCGGGGGGCGCGGCGGAUGAGGACACCUUCUCGUCGUCGUCGGCGCCGCUGGUGUUCAAGGACGCGCGGGCGCCGCGGCCCAUGCGCUCCACGUCGCUGCGCAGCCACCACUACAGCCCCACGCCCUGGCCGCUGCGGCCCACCGCCUCGGAGGAGACGUGCAUCCGGAUGGAGGUGCGGGUCAAGGCGCUGGUGCACUCGCCCGGCACGGGCCCGGCUCUCAACGGCGUGCGCAAGGACUUCGGCGAGCUCCGCCCAGCGGCCGAGCCCGCCUGCCCGUGCCCGGAGCCACCCGCCGCGCCCGGGAGCCCGGCGCCCGCGGCCGGGGACCUGCGCCUGCGUCUGGGCGAGCACGUGCCUGUGGUCCUGGGCCUGCUGCCUCAGGACUACCUCCCGUACACCGUGCCUUUGGACGGCUCCUCCCCGAUGGAGGUCUCGGCCGUCCCGCCGCCCCCGUCCGCAGGGGGCCCCUGCCCCGCCCGCCGCGACGAGGACGCCGGGCGCCCAGCGCCCGAGCUCUUCGGCGACCCGCCGGUGGGCGGCCUGCUGGCGGGCCCCGCGGCGGGGGUGCUGCCGAGCCCUCGGGCAGGCCCCGACGACGGGCCCCCCCUCUCCCCGCUGCUACCUCCGCUGCAGACCGACCCGAGCCAAAGGACCUUCGCCGGGCUGGCCGGCCCGGAUGCCCACGCGGCCGACAGCGUGCGCUGCCACUUGAAUUUUGACCCCACCUCGGCUCCCGGGGUGGCCAGGGUGUACGACUCGGUGCAGAGCAGCGGCCCCCUGGCGGUGACCAGCCUGACGGAGGAGCUCAAGAAGCUGGCCAAGCAGGGCUGGUACUGGGGGCCCAUCACGCGCUGGGAGGCGGAGGGCAAGCUGGCCAACGUGCCCGACGGCUCCUUCCUGGUGCGGGACAGCUCGGACGACCGCUACCUGCUCAGCCUGAGCUUCCGCUCGCACGGCAAGACCCUGCACACCCGGAUCGAGCACUCGAACGGCCGGUUCAGCUUCUACGAGCAGCCGGACGUAGAGGGGCACACGUCCAUUGUGGACCUCAUCGAGCACUCCAUCAGGGACUCAGAGAACGGCGCCUUCUGCUACUCGCGCUCGCGCCUGCCGGGCUCCGCCACCUACCCGGUGCGGCUCACCAACCCAGUGUCGCGCUUCAUGCAGGUGCGCUCGCUGCAGUACCUGUGCCGCUUCGUCAUCCGCCAGUACACCCGGAUAGACCUGAUCCAGAAGCUGCCCCUGCCCAACAAAAUGAAGGAUUACCUACAGGAGAAGCACUACUGACAGGACCGCAGCCCGGCAUCGUGCACUUUGGGAGUGAGAGAGAGAGAGACUGAGAUACAGUUUACAGACUCUUCAUCGCCAUCAGAAUCUUUUGCUGCCAUAUUCUUUAUUUCAGUUUUAUGUGUAAAAGAGUGUCCAGUCCGUUUAGGGGUGGGGAACCGUCCGCGAGGUGUCGGGUUCAUUUUCAUUCUUUACAAAAGGGAAGUCUGGAGGUUUGAGGAGGUGUGAAGUCUCUUCCAUCAGCGUGCAGAAUAAUCACAAUGUGAAUGAUCAGAUUCUCCUUACCCACCCACCCCCAGUCCUUUGCUGCUAUCCACUGUGAUUUUAUGCAUUAAAAGCACAUUUCAUGUGUAUCCAAUCCUGAGUAAAGUUGAAUGAAACUUGCAGAAUGAACCUGUUAUGUCUCUUUCAAUGGCCCAUCUUCAAAGAUAGUGUUGAGUCAGCAUAGCUGUGUGAUUAAUCACAAGAGUUUACACCUACACUGAAAAUGAUUUUUAAUUUCAUGCUCUACAAAGAUUUAUUUAGAAUUGUGAACUGACAUAACCUUGGGUAAUGGAAGGCAGGUCUGCGACAUAUCUUUCUGCCACAUUUGUUUCUAAAUUAUGUUUGAGGUUGUGCUGUCUUUUGGUUCUGAGAAGCUGGAUUUUUCUGUUGCCUUCAUUUUCAUCUUGUGGUUUGUCUGUUUUUAAUAAAUGGCCUUACAUUAAAAAGUUGUAAAGAAAUGUAUACCACCAAUUUAAAAAUUGUUGCCUUUUCUGUCAUUAAACUCUGGUACAAAUUGGCAUAACGUAUAAAGACCUAUGGAACUAGAACUAUUAAAGAAAUUAUUAGAUGACCUUAGUUUCCUGUGAUAAGCAAUUUUUUGUUAUCUAUACUUUCCUCUGGUAAAAUGUUUUAUCUGUGAUUUCUUUAGCUUAGACAACAUUUUCUUGGGUGAACUUGAUGUAGAAAUGCUUUUCAUAAAUGGACUAGAUCCUCUUGCAACAUUAAAGUCUAUAUAGAGUUUUAAAUUGAUCUGAAGAGAAAGAAAAUGUUUUAAAGUUGGGUUUAUAUUUUUCUUUUAUGUAUUCACCAUUAAAAUGUGCUAGAUUUAACACUUCCUUCCCCCACCAAAAAAAAACAAAAGCAACAAAACCAAAAAAUCCCAGUGACUUUAGUUUAAAAAUUGUGGAAAUUGUGGCGUACCGUGUAACAAAAGUGUUAAUACCGAAUCAGGUGUGUGCAUUUACCUACCAUAUAUACUGCCAUUUAUCUAUAGGGUUUCUAUUUUUAAUUUAGCUAAGUCUUAAGUAAAUUAGCAUCAUUAGUUUUUUCAUUUCUUUUGAUUCAGUCCUUUGCGGGGUGGGGGUAGUAUGUUAUAUCCAAUACUUUUUAGUUAUUUUGAAAUGCAGUGCUUAUUCACUGCAGAUUCUUUAGUGUUUUGAAAUUGUUCCAUCCAGAAGAUGUUUCUAGCUACAUAACUUUAAAGGAAAUGUUUUCCCUUCCAAUGAAACAUGUAAUUUAAGACAUUUCUUCCUUUUCCUAUCUCUUAUCCUCAUUAAAAAAAACAAACAGAGUAAAGGUCUUAGGUCAAAUUUAAUAGCUUUGUCAUCCAGACAUAUCAGUAUCCCCAUUUUUUUUUCUGUUUUUUUUUUUUUUUUAAGAGUCAGCUGAGAAUUACCAAGAAAAGGCCCAGUGUAUUAAUACCUGUGUUAUGGUAUUUGACUUAAAGGGGAAAAGGUACUUAAUUUUGGUGGAAUGUUUGAUUGUACCUUGUUGCAAAGACUCUUUCAUUUUCUGAUAUGUUUUCACCUAAUAAGAUUGAAUAUGGAGUAUACUGUAAUAAUAUAAUUUAAGUGUUCAUUAUAAGCUAUUUGGAUUAAGAACUAUUACAGAGUUGUAAACUUGUUAUCAAAUUAAUGCAAGACAUUUAAACUAUUUUUUUGCAAAACUAUUUAUUUUUAAACAAUUUAAAAUAUAUCUAGGGUGAGUUAAAAGUCCCUGUGCAUCUAUAUUAGAUGGCAGGUAUUGUCACAGAGUCACUGUGUAUUAAUAAUAAGUGUUGAGAUGGCUUCUCCAUGUUUCUAGAAGCAUUGACAUGUACUCUUUGUGAGACCGUGGUGCACAGAGGUCUUUGGACUGCCCUGAACCCUGUCUUAUGUGGGCAUAGCCUGUUCCCCACACCUUCUUCAUGAUAACCAUGUGUUUAAGAUUGAGCCAUUUGGUUUCAAGUUAAGAUCAUCCUGAUUUCCAUAUAAAUGUCUUGAAAAUUGUAUUUUGUGUUUUUAUGGAGGGCAAGUCUUGAUACUGUUCUAAUUCAGAAAGCCAAUUCGUAGUGUGCUUCUGUAUGUUCAUAAUAUAAAAUUCCUUUAAGUAAAAUGCCCUAUUCUAAUCCAAUUUCAGAUUUCUAGAGUCUGAUAGUGUAUCAAUAAAAAUAAAAGUGUUUGCAAAGAAAUCAUUUACAAACAGGAAUAUCGCAAAGUUUUUUGCUUUUGUUUAGGGAACCAUUUGGCUGAGGCAGCACAACAUAAUGUGAGCAAUUGGCUUUAUAGGCUAGUAAAACAGUCUGGUUAAAAGUGGAAAGGAGAAAAAGAGAAGUCUUGAUCCUGUAGUUUUUGUGCAGGUAGCAUUUGGGUGAAUUUCUGAAUUCCGCUGAAUGGUGGCUUAGAUGACAUGGGUGCUGCUUGUAAGUGAUUUCUUAAAUGUUUGCUUCUGAAAAUCUGAGCUCAAGGCAAGAGAAAGACCACAGGAAAGCUGUAUCCUUCUGCCGUACGAAAUGAAUCAGAGUUGCUUUUUAUCAAAUAUCUCAUCCCAGAAACAUGAUGGAAGCCAGAAGAUAUUUCCAGGCUUCCUAGAACACUAUUGUGCUUUUUAAAAUUUUUUUUUACAAAUAAUAAGAAAGCAUAGAAAGUACUUGAAAAAGUCUCCUUUCUCUAAGGAAAACUGUGCCCCAUUUUGGUGCAAUAAUCUGAAAAUUUUAGAAGGUCAAAAAAUGUCACAGGAAACAAUCACAGAAUUUAAAAUAGUUUUUAAGGAAACCGGCUACACAGGGCAACCAUCUUGCUGUUAAAAGAAAUCGUGCCAAAAGGCUAAACCAUUGGAAUAUAGGAAAUAAAACCCAAGUACAAUAUACAGGAUAAUUUCUGAGCCAGUAUUACUAAAACAGGAUAAAAGUUACUGAAAUCUUCAGUAGGUUAUAUUCAGUGUCCCUGCUAGUGCUACCAGUCCGAAUCUCUUUCUUAACAAUGCUUUCAGAAAUGCCAAUUUUGAUCAUUGUACAGUUCACAUUGUAUAUGAGAGAGAUUUGCUUUAUGAAUGAUUCAAAAUAAUCCGUUUUAAAUCUUCAUGGCUUUUCAUCCAAUGUGAAGUCUUAAUUUGAAAUCACACUACCAGCAAUAGACAGUUUCGUUGAAAACUCUAAUAAGGAACACUUGCCAGUUCCAUAAGUAACUUUAAAAUUCUAAAACAAAGUAUUGGUACGCUAGUAAUCACAAAUUCGGUUUAAUACUUUUUUAAUCCUGUAAAGAUUUUUUAUAAACAUCCUUUUUAUUAAUCAGUCAUAACAUGGCGAAUGUGUAGUUGCUGUUUCUGAAAAGUGAUCCAAGCUCUACUUCCAGAGAUGAUGAAAAAUUCUUAUAGAAUUUUGUAAUAAGUAUACAUGUUGGGUUAAAGAAAUUUUUUAGUCGUCAGAGUGCCAUGGAAUUAAUACUUGCAAUCCAGAUUGCUGUAGUUUACACUUUUUCUGUAUGUUUCGAAUCAGGUGUGUACCAUUUGUACUGAGAACACCACAGAAUGAAUUAUCCAAAGUCCAUUGAUUUUAAUACGUGUUUUGGUUUGUAAACAAACUAUAGUAAUUUCUUGCACAUUUUUGGAGAUUAAUCGUAUAAAGAAUUUAUGUAUCUGCUUCUAGAUACAACAUGUAAAUAAAAAUUUCGUUCACAAGA